This is a messenger RNA of Aureobasidium subglaciale EXF-2481, 1200 nucleotides long. RefSeq lists its product as uncharacterized. The transcript has 4 exons. The coding region runs from base 1 to 1200 and encodes 399 amino acids. The record is from RefSeq and is a predicted model, not a curated record. Lineage: Eukaryota; Fungi; Ascomycota; Dothideomycetes; Dothideales; Saccotheciaceae.
AUGAGGACCUUUCUAUCGGACGACUUCAAGUUGCAGGAGGUGACUCGAGAUGACUUGACUAUUGCUAGUCUAUGCUGGGGCUUCACGCUCGGCUUUGGUUUCUUGACAACAUGGAAGGCUUUGAAGCAGUCCUCAGCCAUGUACCAGCGUUAUGGCCUUGGUAGGCUCAGCAAUGCGUAUGUGUGGAUGAUCUGGGCAGAGAUCUUGGUUUGCCUCUCCUUCAGCAUCAUCUGUUGGUUGUACCUCAGAGGAAUCGUUGCUCCAAGUUUUGCGUUCUACUUUAGUGUCUUGACACUAUGGGCUCUACAAGUACAGUUUCUCCUACAGAUUAUCAUCAACCGUGUUGGUGUUCUUAUGCUGGACCGAAAGAGAGCGAAGAAGCUCAAAUACGGCGUUGCCAUACUUAUCACGCUCAUAAACAUCUCGGUCUACUGUAUCUGGAUCCCGGCAAGGCUUCAGAGAUCUCACGCAUACAUCAAGAUCAACGACGUCUGGGACCGCUGCGAGAAAGUCAUCUACCUCAUUGUGGACGCUCUUUUAAAUUGGUACUUUGUCCGAGUUGUCCGCCGGAAUCUCGUCAAGCCUGGCUUGAAGAAAUACGAGAGUCUAGUCAGAUUCAAUCUGUACAUCAUUGGGUUCUCUCUAGCCAUGGACGUUCUCAUCAUCGCAAUGAUGUCUCUUAAGAACUCAUUCGUUUACAUGCAAUUCCAUCCAUUGGCUUACAUUGUGAAGCUCAAUAUUGAGAUGACAAUGUCAGAGCUUAUUUCUAAGGUUGCGAGAGCUCAGAACAAUCCACACGGCGCUGUGAUGCCAAGUACAAGCACUGGAGAUCGAACAGGAGGAAGAUCUCGCAUGACCAGAACGGAAGACAAGACCCUGACCCAAUCAAAGAUUCAUGCUUUCACUGGUCGUGCAGAAGACAUGGAAAUGGGUAUCCUCGAGGACUCAGGUCCACCGCACAACAACCUCCAUACGCAGAUCGAAGCAGACGGUUGCUCGACCGAUGGCUCUGAACGUGACGACGACUCCAUCAACAAGGCUGCUGGUUUCGGAAUCCGAAGAAAGCAAGAGUUCCACGUCCGAGUCGAGCAUGCUACGCCGUCACCAGAUGCCGAUACGGACAGGCGCUUACACGAUGCGAAUAUCGAGUCUUCUGGAGGUGGAGCAGACAAGAAGAAUGCACAAUGGGGAUCGUAUUAG